Thrips palmi is the source of this 2729-nucleotide messenger RNA. Its product is annotated as ubiquitin-conjugating enzyme E2 Z-like. Gene Ontology annotation, biological process: negative regulation of apoptotic process. NCBI's taxonomy places the organism in Eukaryota, Metazoa, Arthropoda, Insecta, Thysanoptera, Thripidae. Gene Ontology annotation, cellular component: nucleus. Gene Ontology annotation, molecular function: cysteine-type endopeptidase inhibitor activity; ubiquitin conjugating enzyme activity. The record is from RefSeq and is a predicted model, not a curated record. The coding region runs from base 125 to 1231 and encodes 368 amino acids. The transcript is spliced from 5 exons.
CCGGAAAGCCGUAGCAGAAGGGAAGGGACGUGUGUGAAGCGAAAGGUGGUGCGUUUAUAUUUUUUGUGUUUUGUUUUGGACAAUGGUGUCACAUUGAUCUACUGCCAAAGCCUUGUUAGACCCUAUGACAAACUUUCCUGGUGCCUUUGAAAACGUUUCCAUGACAAACAUGUCCAUCACAUACGAAGACUGGGAUCCCAUCCUUCAAAAAGACUUCAAAGAGGAGACUCCAACUCAGCAAUGUUCCUAUCGGAUCAAGAGGGAUUUAAUGUCUUUGUGCAACGAUCCACCGUAUGGCCUGUUUGUGGUGCCCGACGAAUCCGACAUAACCAUUGUGCAUGCUCUCAUCACUGGUGCUUUUGACACUCCUUACGAGGGAGGAUUCUUCUAUUUUAUUCUACGGUGCCCUCCUGAUUACCCAUUGCGUCCACCCAAAGUGAAGCUCAUGACAACUGGUGGCGGAGAUGUGCGCUUCAACCCAAACCUGUACAAGAGCGGAAAAGUCUGUUUGAGUAUCUUGGGAACAUGGUCUGGACCCUGCUGGAGCCCUGCUCAAAGUAUUUGCAGUGUCCUGAUCUCAAUCCAAAGUAUCCUCAAUGAAAAGCCGUAUCAUAAUGAACCUGGAUUUGAACAGGAGAAGCUACCUGGUGAUGUAGAAAAAUAUAAUGAUAUAAUUCAACAUGAAACAAUCAGAGUUGCUGUAUGUGGUAUGAUUGAAAAUGACAGCAGCCUUACCAUUCCACCAAUGCUAGUCACAAUCAUGCAGAAGACUUUUCUUGAGUAUUAUGAUUUAUAUGAAAGUGUUGCUCAGAAAAACCUUGGGCUAACAGGGCAUCCAAUGCAGGAUCCCUUCUCUGAGAAAAGGGGCAGAUUCCAGUAUGAAAGUAUUUUGGCACGACUUCAGGCCAUUCGUGCAAAACUGCUGGCUUCUCUUAACGCCCCACCCAGUACUGAAACAAGUGAUGCUCCAACUAGUGAAAUUUCAAGCCCAUCAGAUACAGAUUUGGAUGAGGACUCCAGCCAUUCAGGCCUCAAUACUAAUGAAUCUACAAUUGAACCUGCUGUUUCUGACGCUCAUGGAACAAGCAAGCAGAUGGUCGAUGCUGCUGUUGACAAAUCCUCUGAAGAAUGUGGAGGUACUUCUGCUACCUUGAACCAUAGUAGAGACAACUUCGAAAAGCCAAGUAACAUUGAAACUGAAACUGAAAAAACAGAUGAAGCUGAUGGUUAAAUUUUUGAAAAUAAUCCAGAGGGAGGAUUUGUUUUUGUGAUAGAACCUUGCAUUGUUAUUUGCAAGCAGGACAUUUGUCUCAGUUACCUGUUAGGAGAAACAAUUUUAAGUUAACUUCUGUUCUGUAGUUUUAACUGGCUUCUACUAUUCUGUUGACUAAUUUUUCUCUUGUGUUCUCCCUAAGGUUUGUCCUUUUUUUUUCUUUGGGGAGAGUAAUUGAAUUCUUUAGCAAAUAAUAUACCAUUACAAUGAUGGUGCAAAAUUGAGUGUACCUGAUUGUUGGUAAAAUACGUUGUUGGUUUUGAAUGUUACUCUGGCUUGUUAAAGGAGAAUAGUCUUAACCUACCAGUAGAUUAAUAUUCUAAUAAAUGUAAAUAUGGUCUGUGAUAGAAAGAGAGGGCCUUCCAAGGAUAGGGUAUGAUUGAUAAUCAUUCUGAUAAUUUAUGUUAUAAGAAGCAUUCCUUUAAAGUAUUUUACAGUUACCACCUAUUGACCUGUUCCUACAAUCCGAAACAUCAUUUACCCUUUCAUAUCUCAUUCCAUCCUGUCUGCUUUCAUUGGACAAAAUUGUUCAAAAACCAUCAUUAAAUCCUCAAAAUUGUUAAAUUAUCCAUUUUGGCUAUGAUACUUUAGUGUUAAUUGAUGGUGCUGGUGGUACCCAUAGUUCCUAAAGCAGUCACUCAUUUUGAGGAACAUACAUAAGUCAACCAAACACUAUGUUGAAGCUUUCUUAUUUGUACCUUGUAAUUAUUACAAGUUUUUCUCCACUCUAUGUGACCUUGAGCCAAAACAUUCCUUUGCCUCAAUUUGCAAGGUAUUGCCCUUUUCAUCCAAAAUUUUGAGGUGGGAUUGUGUUGUUUAACAUAAUAAUUAUUAGUAUUUCUUCAAAGUUCAACAUUCAGCAUGUUCCCCAUUGUUCACAAUUUGUUGCCUUCUAUGUGCCUUUGUGUUUUUAUUGGCUUGUUAAUGUUGUUAAUAUUACUUAUGCCUCUCAUAACUAUUGUACUCUCUUUCCUUGAGAGAUUUUUCUGAUAUUGUAUUAUUAUUAUUAUUUUUUAUAGUUUGUGUACCAAAUGUAAUAUUUUGUGUUAUGAAUUCAUGACUCAUACAACGAGCCCAAUAUCUAAUUGCUACUGACCUCCUGCACCUUUACAUUUGGUUCUAAAGUGUGUUUAGCUAGGUUCUUACCAGUUCUUACUGAGUCCCUUGUCUUGUGUACACUGUCAUUCUUUAACUCCAAUAAGUCUGAAGCUCUUAUCAUUAUCAGGUAUGGUUUUGCACCAAGCUUUGCAUUGUUCUUUCCAGGUUUGCCACCACUCAUUCUGCUAUUCUCAGGGUGGACUCCUGGAUAGUCUGACUAAAAUUAAAUGCUUAAAUGAAAGCAAUUUCAACAAACACCCUAUUUUCUCCUUUGAUCUCAGAGCACUUGUGCCAAUAAUCUUGUUUGGAAGACUGGCCAUAUCAUUCAAUUAAAAUGUGAUGCGUUCCCUCAGCUCAA